This is a messenger RNA of Cololabis saira (Pacific saury), 735 nucleotides long. RefSeq names its product polypeptide N-acetylgalactosaminyltransferase 9 (gene galnt9). Gene Ontology annotation, cellular component: Golgi apparatus. Bases 1 to 735 code for a protein of 244 amino acids. The record is from RefSeq and is a predicted model, not a curated record. NCBI's taxonomy places the organism in Eukaryota, Metazoa, Chordata, Actinopteri, Beloniformes, Belonidae. The transcript is spliced from 5 exons.
AUGACCCACAGACUGGCGAAGCCCAUGGGGCUGGUGGAGGGGCCCGGGGGCCUCGGCCAGGGCGGAGCCGCUGCCACGCUGGCGGAGGAGGGCCGUGACGCCGAGGGGAAGUACGAGGAGUACGGAUACAACGCUCACCUCAGCGACCGCAUCUCCCUGGACAGGAGCAUCCCCGACUACAGGCCUAAGAAGUGUCGGCAGCUGACGUACCCGGAGGACCUUCCUCAGAUCUCCGUGGUCUUCAUCUUCGUGAACGAGGCGCUGUCCGUGAUCCUGCGCUCGGUGCACAGCGUGGUCAACCACACGCCGGCUCACCUGCUCAAGGAAAUCAUCCUGGUGGACGACAACAGUGACAGCGUGGAGCUGAAGUUCAGCUUGGACCAGUACGUGAACAAGCGCUACCCGGGCCUGGUGAAGAUCGUGAGGAACAGCAAGCGCGAGGGCUUGAUCCGGGCCCGGAUACAGGGCUGGAACGUUGCCACGGCGCCCGUGGUCGGAUUCUUUGAUGCUCACGUCGAGUUCAACACCGGCUGGGCUGAUCCCAUCCUGACCCGGAUGAAGGAAGAUCACACCCGCAUCAUCCUUCCCGCCAUAGACAACAUCAAAUACAACACGUUCGAGGUGCAGCAGUACGCCAACGCCGCCCACGGCUACAACUGGGGCCUGUGGUGCAUGUACAUCAUCCCCCCGCAGGAGUGGCUGGACAAGGGCGACGAGACGGCCCCCAUCAGGUGA